Cricetulus griseus (Chinese hamster) is the source of this 6699-nucleotide messenger RNA. Lineage: Eukaryota; Metazoa; Chordata; Mammalia; Rodentia; Cricetidae. The record is from RefSeq and is a predicted model, not a curated record.
GAGUCCUCUGGCCACAGCUCACACCCGCUGUCUCUGAGCCCGGCUCCUACCGGGAGGCGAUCACUAAGCAGCGCAGGGCCCCGCCCCGGGCUCCAUUGUUGAGGCAGCCGGCUCUCCGCGGGCUGCGCUCCUUUCGGCUGUCCUGAGCGCACGAGCACCUAGAUUCAAAGGAUUGUCUGAGGUUUUCCAUGCAAAUGUGUCAACCACUCAACUCAGUGCCAGCCCUGGAAGCACUCUGUGAAGCUGCCAUGGCCCCACCACCCUCAUCAUCCUUGUCAUUUUCCAAUACAAAUAUUCAAUGGAAGAGUUAAUAGUCGAACUUCGCCUUUUUCUGGAGCUCCUGGACCACGAGUACCUCACAUCAACUGUCAGAGAGAAAAAGGCUGUGCUCACCAACAUCCUGCUGCGAAUACAGUCAUCAUCCAAGGGCUUUGAAGUGAAGGACCAUGCUCAGAAGGCAGAAGCCAACAGCCUGCCAGCACCUCCCCAGAUGCCUCUGCCUGAGAUCCCUCAGCCAUGGCUGCCUCCUGACAGCGGGCCUCCACCCUUACCGACAUCCUCUCUCCCAGAGGGUUACUAUGAGGAAGCCGUGCCGCUGAGUCCUGGAAAAGCUCCAGAGUACAUCACAUCAAAUUAUGACUCCGAUGCCAUGAGCAGUUCUUAUGAGUCAUAUGAUGAAGAAGAGGAGGAUGGAAAAGGGAAGAAAACCCGGCACCAGUGGCCUUCAGAGGAGGCCUCUAUGGAUCUGGUGAAAGACGCCAAGAUCUGCGCUUUCCUGCUGCGCAAGAAACGCUUUGGCCAGUGGACCAAGCUGCUCUGCGUCAUCAAGGACACCAAGUUGCUGUGCUAUAAAAGUUCCAAGGACCAGCAGCCUCAGAUGGAGCUGCCGCUGCAAGGCUGCAGCAUCACAUACAUCCCAAGAGACAGCAAGAAGAAGAAACAUGAGCUGAAAAUCACCCAGCAAGGCACAGACCCACUGGUUCUCGCCGUCCAAAGCAAGGAGCAGGCUGAGCAGUGGCUGAAGGUGAUCAAAGAGGCCUACAGUGGCAGCAGCGGCCCUGUGGAUCCAGAGUGUUCUCCACCACCGAGCACCAGUGCCCCCGUGAACAAGGCAGAACUGGAGAAGAAAUUGUCUUCAGAGAGGCCCAGCUCUGAUGGAGAAGGUGCUGCGGAAAAUGGAGUCACGUGUAAUGGAAAAGAACAAGUGAAGAGGAAGAAAACCUCCAAGUCAGAUGCCAAGGGAACUGUGUCCAAGGUCACUGGGAAGAAAAUCACCAAGAUCAUCGGUCUGGGGAAGAAAAAGCCAUCCACAGAUGAGCAGACAUCAUCAGCAGAGGAAGAUGUGCCCACCUGUGGGUACCUAAAUGUGCUCUCCAACAGCCGCUGGAGGGAGCGCUGGUGCAGAGUGAAGGAUAGCAAGCUCAUUUUCCACAAGGACAGGUCUGACCUGAAGACCCACAUCGUCUCCAUCCCUCUCCGUGGCUGCGAGGUGAUUCCUGGCUUGGAUUCCAAGCACCCGCUGACCUUCCGACUGCUUCGCAAUGGACAGGAGGUGGCCGUGCUAGAGGCAUCGUCCUCUGAAGACAUGGGCAGAUGGAUUGGCAUCUUACUGGCUGAAACAGGGUCGUCAACAGACCCAGGAGCCCUGCACUAUGACUACAUAGAUGUGGAGAUGUCAGCAAAUGUCAUACAGACGGCCAAACAGACCUUCUGCUUUAUGAACAGGCGGGCAGUGUCCACGAGCCCAUACCUAGGGAGUAUCUCCAAUGGUUACGCCCACCCCAGUGGGACAGCACUACACUACGAUGAUGUCCCCUGUGUCAACGGCUCGUUGAAGAGCAAAAAACCUCCAGUGUCACCUAAUGGGGUUCCUGGAAAGGGGAAGGCUCCAAGCAGCCAGCAAAAAAAGGUGGAUUCAGCAGGUGGCGUGAAACGGACAGCAUCCAAUGCUGACCAGUACAAAUAUGGUAAGAACCGAGUGGAAGCAGAUGCCAAGCUGUUACAGUCCAGAGAGGAGGAGCUGCUGAAGAGGAAAGAGGCCCUGCGGAACAGGCUAGCACAGCUCCGGAAAGAGAGGAAGGACCUGAGAGCCGCCAUCGAAGUGAAUGCAGGCAGGAAGACCCAGGUGGCCCUGGAGGACAAGCUGAAGAGGCUGGAGGAAGAGUGCAAGCAGAGGGAGGCAGAGCGGGUCAGCCUGGAGCUGGAGCUGACUGAGGUCAAGGAGAGCCUGAAGAAGGCCUUGGCAGGUGGUGUCACCCUAGGACUGGCCAUCGAGCCCAAGUCGGGGACAUCAAGUCCACAGUCUCCUGUGUUUCGGCAUCGGACUCUGGAAAAUUCUCCCAUCUCCAGCUGUGACACAAGUGAUGCUGAGGGGCCCUUACCUGUGAACAGUGCGGCUGUCCUGAAGAAGAGCCAGCCAUCCUCAGGCAGCUCCCCUUGCCGUGGGCACGUGCUGCAGAAGGCCAAGGAGUGGGAGCUGAAGAAUGGGACAUAGAGGGAGACCAGCUGCACCCAGACAGAGACUGCAUACUGCCACCAGCCUCAAGUGUGACACGUGUGCCUCCCAAAGUGGCCUGAGCAUGACUUCAGAAGUUUGGACUGAGUCUGACGCUGACCCUUGGCCAGCUUGUGUGCACGCUCUCUACUGUACGAUGGUGCCCUUUAGGAAAGUUUACUUUAAGACUUUGGUGUUCAAAUUUACUUGUUAUAAAGCAGAAACAAAAGGGGUUGACAAGUUGUUCUGAAUACCCUCUGGCAGAUGGGGCAGUCAAGGUUCUGAGAACCUCAGCUCAACCCUAGCUUGGACCAUGUGCCCCUGUGAGAUGGAGUGGCCCAAGCCUUCCCAUGUGCAGCCAGAGCCGCAUACAUUGCCCCAUUUGCCAGAGGGUCCUGCUCUGUGGCAGGAUGAACUCCUUGUGUCUCUGCAGCCCCACACCCUACCCUGCCUGUCCCCUUGUCACUGGAGGUGAAGCCAUGAGGAAUAGUGCUGUGAAGCGAUUUUUAAGGUUUGGUUUUGUUUUUGGAUACAUACUUUUGUCACCAGGAUGGAAAAGUUGUCAUUCUUUUUACUAGUGUUUUUUCUUUGUUCUCUUUUAAAGAAAAUGUCCCUUUUUAUCACGGCUAUGCUUGAAUUUUAGGGACUUUUCAGAGACCCUGUUUCCCAUUUUAUGAUGUAUUUUGAGAGGCAGCAUGGAGCUUUCAGUCCUUGCCUAGCAGUUGCCCCUUCCCCUUGACCUGAGACUCCAGCAUCCCCUACUGCUGGGCAAGAGCUCCUCAGCCCAGGAGGCGCACUGGCCACCAUCUGCCUGUGGAUCUAACAGUUGAGGCCAGAGCUUCCUUUGGAAAUAGAGCAGGUUUGAGAACCUAUAGUCAAGCCUGGACCAUCUUUGAACAGAGAUGAAUCCUUCCAGAGCACUUCCCUCUAGUUUAUAGUUGCAGCCAUGGGAUCACAGGUGCACUCCCAUGCCAAGGUUCUGGCUAUGUGGUCCUCCUCCAUUGCCCUGCCUGCCUCUGUGCACUGUUUCUUGGAUAGUUCAGAUACUCAAUAUGUUCUGCCCAUAGCUCAUGGGUGGGGCUAGCUUCUAUCCUAGGGGUCUGAACAUAAAACUGACUUUUGGGGCUUCCAGGGUACUGUCUAGACCUUUCCAUCGCAAGGAACUGCAGACAGAGAGGGGGAGUUAGCCAUCUCUGCAGUCUAGUUCAGAGGCAGUUAUAUACAGUUAUAUACAUGGGCAAUGGGCUCGUUCCCUAGACUGAGGAUCUGGUGAUGCUUGCCAGAGGCAGCCUUCCCAUCACAGCCCAGAAUAUCCUUUGCACACACAGAAGAAAAUUUCCUGGGCUCUCUGUAGAGGUGCCUUUCAGGCCUGCUCUCUGGGCAACCUUCACGGUGAGAGUCAAUGCUCUGUGUUUCAGCCCUGCAGCAGCUGUCUUAAAGUUACCAAAGAUCAGCAAGGUUGUCACCAUUGUACAGGGACAUCACACCAGCCAUCUGAAGCUGCUCAUCUGGAGGUCCUCCUCAAGCUAGACCAGUGUAGAGCUGCUUGCCAGCUGUCUGAUGGUGCUUCACUCUAGUGCCUUCCUCCACAGGGCAGUUAGGACUCUUCAUACCAGUAUCUGUGUGGGCUAGAUUCAGCCAGGAGACUGCGUAGAAAGGACCUGGAGGAGGAUGCAGGGUGUUCAUGGAGCAGCAACUGGGGGAGCCCCUUGGGUCAUCACAGAGAGCUGUGACCAUUUCAUGUCGCCUGACAUUAGUGCCCUGAAAGGAAAAAGAGUUUAAGCUGCCGUAUACUUCCGCUGCCUGUGGGACUCAGAACAGUGCUUUUGGCUACUCUGAUGGUAGCCUGCUUUGCUGGGAAAGCUGUGCCAGGCUUUGAUUAUUACCAAGACAAGGAGAACAUGUCCAACUAAACAUCCAGUUCUGGCCAGCAUAGAGGGACUCUGUAAUUGAAUGGGGUUAUUAAUGGAGCACCAUGGUCCAGCAAAUAAGCCCCAGAGGAGCUUGACCUGAUGAAGACAUGGUAGGCUCCAGGCUCUUCCUGUUCAUGUCUUGUGCUAAGAAACCUAGGCUUGUGAUUCACUUGACCUUGGUGGAUCCUGGAAGUUCCACAGAGCUGCAUAAAGUAGGUCCCAGGGAAGGCAAGGCUCCUGACACAGGGCUCUGCUGUCCUGAACUCCCCUUCAUGUUCUUAGAUUUGGUCAGAAAGCUAGUUUAAAACAUUUGCUUCAAAAUAAGUUAUUUAUUUGUAUAUGUUCAAUAAAUAUAGUUUUAAUUUAUAUAUGUACAUAUUGGACACCCAUGAGACAUCCUGUCAGGAUUCUCACAGUGUUCUCAUUCUAUGACCCUCCCAAAGCCACAUGCAUGAUCCCAGCCAUCAAUGGCACAGGUGUUCUUUGUGUGGAACCAGGUGGGCAGAGGGCAGAGCCAGCCCCUUUCUGUGAGCUAUUGGGUCUCUGGACUAUGGGAGGUACCCCACCUUUUGGGACCUCUCUUUGUCUGAGGCCACAGUGUUUCUUGAGGUCUACUUUUGUCACAAUUUGACAAAGAUGUCAUCAGGUACCACAGUCCCCUCCACUUUCAUAUCCAUUCACUAACUAACCCUUUAAUACAAAUAUCAUGCUGGCCUGUGGGCUUGCUGUGGUCCCUGACUGGGAAACAGGUGUAAACCCUCACUGUCUCACAGUCUCAUGUACCAGUGUUCUUUCAAGGGUGAGCAUGGGUCAGUCAUGUCAUCCCAGGUGCCAGAAUGACCUGCAGGCUGGGUAUGGACCCACUGCACACAGAAUCUCCCAGAGUCCUUGCUGCUCCCCUGCCUCAUAGGUCUCUCCCGUAUACAUGCCUUGCACUGGGUACUGCCUCACCCAGCUGUCCACCUCAUCUGUCCGCUUGCCCAAUGUGCUUUUUUUUUUUCUUUGUCACUAAGCCCAUGCUGAUGGACUGGAGAAUUGGUACUUUUAGAAAAUACACUUUGAAAAGGAAUGCCGCAGGCCCCGAGGCCACUAAGGAAGGCUUCCACUGUUUGAAUUCCAGUUAGAAUUCACAUUCAAGCAGCAACAGAAGUUUUGCUGGUUUCUCCUCCCAAAGACAAGGGACACGCCUACCUGUAACAGCCUACCAGCAGCUGACAUCCAUUCGGUGCUCUGGGGAUACCUGAGCCAAGCAAGUGAGUCCUUCAUUCACACCCACCCUCACCAGCAGACAGGACGCCCCCAAGGUCCAUUCCAUGGGUGUGACAACAUCAAAAUGAUGGACUGUUGUCUUUCUUCUCCUCCUCUUCUUUUUUCUAAAGUACUUUUAAACCAGAAACAUUUCAAAUCCAUGACAUAUUUUUAAAGUAAUUGAAUGUCUGGGUCCUGUUCCUACUGACAUACUACUAACCACACCAGAGGGCAGGUUUCUACUGUGAAAUAAACUGAAAAUAACAAUAAAACUCCUGUGCUAUCUGCACUCAGUUUGGCCCCAGGAAGAGGCUGAAGCAGUGUGUGGCCAUGUCGAUGGCAUGGGAAGCCUACCCCUUGGUUUUGAGGGAUGUCCUUUGCCAGGAGCUGGGGACAAUCCUGGUUUUUGAAACUUCAGCUUCCCACACACCGGGUUGGAUUAUCCUUUCAAAGUGGGGCCUUCCACUCAUAAUUCUUAGGGACCAAAGGUGUUUCUAACAUGAUAAUGUUUUUAAUUGAUUUUCUAACAAAGGUUUGCUUUACAUUUUAACACCAGGUUUUACAUUCUAGGUAUUCCAAAUGAAUUGCUCGUGGCUCUAAGUUGUAAGAUGUUUUUCACGUCAUGAAUGUAAUUAUUUCCUUAUUGUAUUUUUUAAAAAAACUAAAGUCAUAUUUAAAAUAAUCUUGCAAAGACACAGGCAAAGAAAAGAGAAAGUUUUUUUUUAAUUAACUAUGUUGUAGCCCAUUUGAAAUGACUGUAAAUAUAUUUUGAUUGUGCAGCUCAAUGUAUUUAAUUCAGAAAGUAAAAAAUUUUAUGCAAAGAGACUUGCAAUGAAAAAUCCUAGUUUUCAGCCCAUUUCCCCACAUUUUCUAGCCACUUCAUCCAGCUUCUCUGCUUUACAGACUGAUUUUUCUACUGUUGUAACUAUGUACCCAUUGACGGCGCCCAUUGGCGGAACUUGUUUGUGUAUUAAUAAAACUGUGCUGUGUGGCCCAGCCUCAUGUUCUCCCGACAGUGGCUCACAGUGCAGUGCAAGAAGUCCA